Capsicum annuum is the source of this 2217-nucleotide messenger RNA. Its product is annotated as kinetochore-associated protein KNL-2 homolog. Bases 143 to 1651 code for a protein of 502 amino acids. The record is from RefSeq and is a predicted model, not a curated record. The transcript has 4 exons. Lineage: Eukaryota; Viridiplantae; Streptophyta; Magnoliopsida; Solanales; Solanaceae.
UCAUUUAUGAGGACCAAAAUGCACAUACUAGUUUAGUCUUUUUAGCUGAAGAAAAGAAUCAUAUUCCUUUUUAUGUUGGCGCGUAAAUAAGAAAACAAGCUGAUUUUCUCAUUUCAAUUUAGGGUUCCAUUUUUUCGUUCAAAUGGCGGAAGCAAAUAGUUUCGCUAUUUCUUCUUCCUUCCUCAAACAAGUAUACUUGUAUGAUUGGUGGUUGAUUAAAGUUGAAAUUGGCGAUGGAUGCAAGCGAUUGGGUGUUGGAGGUUUCACUGCUAAAGAGAGACCAGAUGGAAGAGUUUUUCACUCCAUAACAAUUGCAAAGAGGCAUGAUACUGUCACUUUAGUGUCAGUGGAUGGCAUCACCAUUCUUCUUAGCGGUUUCAUUAAUAGGCGUCGAACACUUCAAAAUGGCUUCUCAUCGGAGGUUUGCAAGCAGUUCCUUCUUGGAUUUCCACAUAACUGGAAAGAGUCUGCUGCUCUAUCAUUUGGAGAAUCAACCAAUGAAGAUGCAGCCAUGGGAAUUUCUGAUUUGUCAGAGUCGGCAAAUGCAUCAGCUGGUCAUGCAAGUAGCUCCUUCUCAGUGUCUGUUGAUCAUCUUCCCGCCAAUGUUUUACGAGAUCUCUUAAUCUCGGGUGCUGGUGAUGCAGAAAGCGGCAUGCUAAGAAAGAGUAUUUUUAAUGAAAUAGUGCAAAAAUAUGGCAACAAUGCUUUUAAUGUUGAUAAUGAAAUAGUGCAAAAAUAUGGCAACAAUGCUUUUAAUGUUGAUGAAGCUUCUACUUUGAACCCAAUAAGUGGUAAUCAGGUCACAACUGGAAGUCCUUCUCUGAAUGAAAGUCCUAGUCGAAAGAAGAAAGGUAAAAACAACUGGAAGCAAGAGGAUAGCUGUAUACCAGAUGAAAAAUCUGGAAAAGAAGAUUUGCAGGAAGUUACUCCGGAAGAUAUGCCAGAAAAGAGAGUUCUGGAUAGAUUACUGCAUAAAGGUGGUGGUGACGCUUUUAUCGCCAGUGAAAUGUCCUGUUUGAACCAAAAAAGUGGCGAUCAAGUCACAACCCAAAGUCCUUCACUGAAUGAAAGUUGUAGUAAAAAGAAGAAAGCUAAAACAAACCGGAAGCAAGAGCAUAGCUUUAUACCAGAUGCAAAAUCUGGAAAAGAUGACUUGCAGGAAGCUACUCCAAAGGAUAUGCCAGAAAAGAGAGUUUCGGAGAGACUACUGCUUAAAAGUGGUGUCAAUGCUUCAAUCGUUGGUGAAAAUUCUUGUUUGAACAAAAAAAGUGGUAAUCAACUCAUAAGCAGAGGUCCUUCACUGGAUGAAACUCCUCAAAAGAAGAAAACUGCAGCUAAUUUUAGGAAAGAAGAUGAUAACCAUGUGUCCAAUGCACAAUGUGGAAAAGAAGUGCUUCGGAAAUGUAAUGAUGAGAGUGGAGCAUACUUUGAUAAGAAUAGCUCAAGUAGCAGCCUUUUAACAAGAAGCAAAGCUUGCUUAUAUAAGGAAACUAAAGUUUACCAGAAGCAAGAAGAAAAUAGAGAUGUGCACAAAGUAGCAUCUGGACAUGGAGUUUUUGGGACAGUAAAUACCACUAGCUCGAGUAAUGGUCCAUUGACAAGAAGUAGAGCUAAAAAACACAUUAAAAGAACACGUUCAAGAAGGAAAUAGAUAUCUAUGAAGGUGUUAUGGGAGUUUGGUUGUGCAGAUUAGCUACCCGUGGAUAUUGAUAUGGAAGUUCCUUAAAUCAGUUGUUCGAAAUUUGAAGGUUAUAUUUUCCUUGUUUUUGUUAUGGAUUACAUCACACCUGAAUUUUGUGGGUAUCAAAUGGUCCAUGCCUGGGAGUACAUGUAUGAUCUUUUCUGAUGUUGGUGUAAAUAUGGACAAGACAAAAUAAUAAAUAGCUGGUGGGAAUACUGCUCCUUGUACUGGUGUGUGGUUUGGAAAGAAAGAAACUUCAUGUGUUUUGAAGAGAAGCACAGAUCUUUACAGAGGUUAAAAUUAGAUGAUCUUUUGAUGUUUCAUUCUUGUUGUGAACUGAAAUAUGUUAACGAGACAAACUCUAUUAUAGUUCAUAGAGUCCCUCUAAGUUUAGCAGAGGUCAUGCUUUUGGUUUGUUUUGCUCGUAUGUAAAGAAUUUACAGCACUCCCCUUGUGCUGUUUUAUGAAUACAAUUACAAUCAUUCCUUUCCUAAAAGAAGAGAAGUUGGUAUGGAAGAACUGUUGUGCCGUGGAAA